Messenger RNA from Chanos chanos (milkfish), 2520 nucleotides. Its product is annotated as extracellular calcium-sensing receptor-like. Gene Ontology annotation, cellular component: plasma membrane. Bases 22 to 2520 code for a protein of 832 amino acids. Gene Ontology annotation, molecular function: G protein-coupled receptor activity. Gene Ontology annotation, biological process: G protein-coupled receptor signaling pathway. The record is from RefSeq and is a predicted model, not a curated record. NCBI's taxonomy places the organism in Eukaryota, Metazoa, Chordata, Actinopteri, Gonorynchiformes, Chanidae. The transcript is spliced from 6 exons.
AAGCUGCUGAGUAAAUUUCAGAUGCCUAGUUUACUUAAGGAAGGUGACAUAAUGAUUGGCGGUAUUUUUCCGAUUUUCAACAAACAGUACGACAGAGCUUUUUCCUUUGAGGAAUAUCCAUCUCAGGUGAAAUGCAAAGUAUUUGACCUACGAGCCUUUCGCUGGACUCAAGUAAUGAUAUUUGCCAUCGAUGAGGUAAACAAAGACAGUAACUUGCUUCCUAACAUCUCUUUGGGAUAUAAGAUCUUAGACUCAUGUGCCUCCCCUCCAAAUGCUUUACGAGCUGCUCUCACUCUGGUGGGUGAGCCGGAUGGAAUAGAAUCUAGUGAUCAGUGCCAUCCUCCUAUAUCUGCUGUAGUAGGAGAGUCAGGAUCUUCACAGUCGUUAGCUGUGGCAGAAACAUUUGGACCUUUUGGCAUACCUGUGGUCAGCUACUUUUCAACAUGUGCCUGUUUGAGUGAUAAACUGAAAUACCCAACGUUUUUCCGUACAAUACCAAGUGACUACAACCAAGCAAAAGCAUUAGCAUCUCUGGUUAAAAAAUAUGAAUGGAAUUGGAUUGGAGUUAUACAGUCUGACAAUGACUAUGGAAGAAAUGGAAUAUUAGCCUUUACUGAAGAGGUUCAAAGAUUUGGAGUUUGUAUUGCGUUUACUACUACGGUUCUAAGGACUUAUCCUCACAGUAAAAUACUUGAAGUGGUUGACAUAAUAAAAUAUUCAACAGCAAGAGUGAUUCUUGCAUUUGUCCCUGAGGGAGACCUCUACCCUUUGAUGAAGGAACUCGUAAGACAAGAUAUCACAGGAAUCCAGUGGAUUGCUAGUGAGGCCUGGAUAACUGCAGCAAGACCAUCCACACCAGAAAUGUUCAAGUCUUUCGGUGGUACAGUUGGUUUUGCUGUGCAGAAGAUGUCAAUUCCAAAACUACAGCCAUUCCUUACAAGUAUCAGCCCCUACACAUCUCCAGUAGGUGCUUUUGUGAGUGAUUUCUGGGAAACAGUGUUUGGCUGUAAGCCAUGUUUAGGUGACUGUAAUUCUUCAUAUUCCAAUAACGCUACAUUUCCCAAACAACUGUGCAGUGGUGAAGAAAACCUAGACUACACAGAUGUAUUUUUCAAUGUCACACAGCUACGAGUGUCAUACAAUGUAUAUAAAGCUGUGUAUGCAAUUGCACACGCUCUUCAUCACAUGAUCUUCUGUGGAAAAACUGAAAGCGGUGUCUUGAAACAGUGCUUCAAUGCAUCAUAUAUAACUCCAAAACAGGUCAAUCAUUACCUUAAGACUGUACAAUUUGUGGAUGCUUUUGGGGAGACAGUGUUGUUUGAUGAGAAUGGAGAUCCCCCUCCCUCCUAUGAUAUUAUCAACUGGCAGCUGAAAGAUGGAGAGGUUCAGCAUGUGACAGUGGGCCAGUUCAGAACAUCUGGAAGAGCAGACCAUGAACUCACCAUAAGGGAGGGUGAUAUCAUCUGGAACACAGGGAAGUUGGUACCAAAAUCUGUCUGCUCAGGGAUUUGUCCAACUGGCACAAGGAAAGCUCAAAUUAAAGGCAUGCCUGCCUGUUGUUUCGACUGCAUUCCAUGCACUGAUGGGUCUAUAGCCAACACAACAGGUGCAGCAGACUGUUUUCCAUGUCCAGAGGAUUUUUGGUCAAACACAGGGAGAAACAACUGCAUCCUGAAAACUGCUGAAUUCCUUUCAUAUGAAGAUCCUUUGGGAAUUGCUCUUACAGUCAUGUCACUGUUUGGUGUUUGCCUGAGUUUGACUACAUUUGUUGUGUUUAUUUACUUCAGAAACACACCAAUAGUUAAGGCCAGUAACCCAGAGCUGAGCUUGUUGUUAUUGUUCUCCCUAUUCCUCUGCUUUCUUUGUCCUCUUACUUUCAUUGGUGAGCCAAGAGACUGGACCUGCAUGUUACGUCACACUGUAUUCGGUAUAACCUUCGCCCUUUGUAUCUCCUGUGUGCUUGGGAAAACCAUAGUUGUGGUUAUAGCCUUUAGAAACACAUUACCAGGGAACAACACAGUUGUGAAGUUUGGCCUGUUGCAGCAAAGGCUCAUAGUAUGUUCAUGUACUGUUGUGCAAAUAUUUAUCUGCCUGAUCUGGCUGAAAAUAUCCCCACCUUUUCCUAAUAAGUCAUUUAAGUACAUUAAUAAAGAGAUUAUUCUUGAAUGCAACCCAGGCUCAGAUGCUGCAUUCUGUGUUGUGUUGGGAUACAUUGGCCUUCUCUCAGGAAUAUGUUUAGUCCUAGCCUUUUUAGCCAGGAAACUGCCUGAUAACUUUAAUGAGGCCAAAUUCAUCACAUUCAGCAUGUUCAUAUUCUGCGCUGUAUGGUUAGCGUUUAUACCAGCUUAUGUCAGUUCACCUGGAAAGUUCACUGUUGCAGUAGAGAUAUUUGCCAUUUUGUCAUCUGCUUUUGGUUUGCUCAUAUGCAUUUUUGUGCCAAAAUGCUAUAUUAUUUUGAUGAAACCAGAGAGGAACACAAGAAAACAUAUAACACUAAAAGUUCCAAGAAAGGCUCUCUGA